AUGGCUGAAACCGCGAUCGACCCGACGCUCGAAGUUGUGCAGUCGGAUGAGCACGACCAUGCCGUUGCGCACCCAGCCCCAUUCGCCAUCCACGUCACGCUGCUGUCUGGUCAGCGCAUCACUCUGAUGGCGCUGCCGACGACCGUGCUGGACGACCUGAUCAUCCAACUGGUCAACGAGCCCAUCUUUUUGAUUGAGACGUGCGUCAAGUUCGAGCUUGCCAAUGGCACCGUGCUCCCGCGUGGCAUUCCUCUCGGCUCGAUUGACGGCUUUGGUGCCGACGCGUCCAUCCUUGUCAAGCCUGAGGUCUACACAGAGUUUGAGGUUCGCGCGCAUCUCCAGAUCAUCCAGGACCAGAUUCUCGCCAACACGGCCGACACCACUGCCGCUCCCAGCUACCUCUUUGAUCGCAUCUCUGGCACUGCUCGUGCAACCGACAACAAUGCUGCUCCCCAUGCUGUCCCCCGCCAUGCAUUCGAGCCCGAGGCCGAUAGCAGCACAUCUCUGAAGCUCUUCUUCCCGGCUCACCACGUCACUCCGGCCGAGCGCUUCAUCUCUUCCGUUUCCCUGUCGACCUGGAACCCCGUGCCUGCCCACCGCAAGCUUCUCGGUGACUUGGCCUACCUGACCGCUGUGACGCAAGAGGGCCUCACUCUGCACAUUACUGCCACGGCAGCGGGCUUUUUCCGCAACCUCUCGACUGACGACCUGUUCGACCCCCUGCCGCACUCUCGCCCUUUCGCUUCGCACUCGCUCGCCAGUGUGCUCGGCCAAGCCAGCCCCGUCUUCAAGGCCAACUACCCGCUGUUCAAGAGGCUGUUGGUUGCCGCCGAGGCUGCCAACUUGCGUCAACAGCAGCUGCAGCAGCACCAGCACCAGCAGCAGCAGCAGCAGCAGCAGCAGCAGCAGCAGCAGGCAACGGAGGCCAACGCUUCCGAGACUGUGCCAGCAGCAGAGACGGCUCCCAAGACUAGCGAGGCGGCUGCUGAUGCCGCCCCAGCACCCCAGCCCGUCAAUGUGCUCGAGCUGCUCUCCAAGAGCAGCGUGACCGUGUACGAGGCGGCGCCCAUGGCUUUCCCGCGUCACACGUUCAUCACUCCGACGUUUGCCCGUCACAAGUCGGACGCUCUCCGCGCUGAAAAGUUCAGCAUGGGUGCACGCGCUGAGAUGCCGAGCGCUCUCCCCGGCCAGCUGCGUGACUGGAAUGAGGAAUGGCAGGUCCAGGCCACCACCCCCGUCGAGACCGCCGACGAGCGCCUGGCCCGCGACGCGGCCUUGAACGACUUGUACAAUGACUUUGUUGGCGCAGCCAUCCGUGGUGCCCAGGAAAUCGUCUCGGGCAACAUUCCCGCCGUCAAUCCCGGCGGCGCCCGCGAGCAGCAGCUGUACAUUUACAACAACAUCUUUUUCUGCUUCCCCGACAGCACGCGCGAGCUCUUCAACCAGAACAGCGCUGCCGUGCACGCCGCCGCAGCCUUGGACAUCAAGUCCAUCUCGGUGCUGCGCCACCUGCUCCCCGAGAAGCUGCACCAGCUGCUCGCUGUGGUGAUUGAUUUCCGCGGCUUCCGCGUCAGCGCGCAGGCUCUGCUCCCUGGCAUCUUCCGCCGGGACGGCACUCCGUUCUUGCGCCAGGGCUUUGAUCCCAACGGCACCAUGUACAACUACAACGAGGAGUACUCUGACCUGUUUGGCAAGGUUGCCGAACAUCUGCGCCUCAAGCCGCACGCCAUCCCGAGCGGCAAGAUCCUCAAGCAGGUCGAGACUGCCAUCGCUGCUGCCGACCCCGAGCACGCUGCUGCCGAGCCUGCUUCGGCUGAAAAGGAGAACGAAACCCAUCAGACAGUGCUUGCGGCUGAUGUUCGUGGCGUGUUUGGUGCCGACAACCGCAUGUACAUGAUCGAGACCCAGCGUCUGACUCCGGUUGAUGUCAACUUUAUGCCCGAGCUCACCCCGCUGCCUGCCCCCGGCUCGACCAUCCCGAGCGAUCCGACCGUGUACGUGCCCAAGAAGGAGCACGAGCUGUGUCUCCUCCGCCGUGAGCUGCUCGAGCGCCACCUCAAGCAGCAGGCGAACGAUGCAUGGCGCGCCAUGAUGGCCGAAGAGAUUGCCGCCAAGAAGGCCAAGACCGCAACCGAAGGCGAGGCCGCGGCUGCCGAUGCUGUUGCUGCUGCUGCCGAAAAGACACCCGAGGAGCAGGCAGAGGAAGCCGCCGCUGAAGCUGCUCGUGAAGCCAAAUUCGCUGCGAACAUGGAGGCGCUGGUUGAAACAGCCCGUGUCAACGUCGACACCUUUACGCGUUUCGGAGAUCUUGCCACCGACGAGGAGAAGGCUCAAGUCCGCGCGUUGGGCGCCUUUGCCAACGCGUGCACUCUUCGUUUGGCCGACGAGUUUGUUCGCAGUGACAACCGCACUUCGUUCCCAGUCGAUGGUGACGCGCUUACACAGCUGAUGCACUCGAACGGUCUGAAUAUGCGCUACCUCGGCGCUGCGCUAAACCACAUCAUGACCAUGCACCAGAAGGCGUCGGCGUCGCACUUUGCCAAGAAACUGAUUGCUUCCGAAAUGAUCGCUCGUGUGGCCAAGCGCAUGCUGCGCCAUCGUCUGUCCAACUCCCAAAACCACGCUGUUGCGGACGCUGUUGCAUCGUUUUUCAACGCGCUGUUCGACGCUCCAGUCGCCACUGCCGCUUCGUCGUGUGUCUUCCCUGACGCCACCGCUCUGAUUCUGCAAGGCGAGGCCGCUCAGCAGCAAGACGGCAAGGCCAACGCCGGAAAGAAAAAGUCCAAGCCCAACAAGGCCAACAAGGCUGCGCUGGUCGUAUCGCUUCCAGUCGCCACUGCCGAAUUGCAGGCUCCCUCUGCCCUCUCCAACCUGUGGGCGGCCAUUUUCGACGAGGUCAAGCAGCACUUCCGCUUUGACUUUGCGGCACAUCUUGCCAAAAACGCCGCUCCUUCGUUUGCCGCCGUCAGCGCUGCCUUUGGCAUUGAGCUUGUGCCAUUGCUGCGCGCAGUUUGCGUCAAGACUGGCAUCCAACUUUCAGCCCGUGACUACCUCAUCGAGUCUGGAAAGCCUGUGCUGUCUGCCGCCGAUGUUCGCGACGUCUAUCCCCUGGUGAAGCGAAUUGACAUGCAGAACCCCGAUGUGCGCCAAUUGGUGUACGACGCGUCGCAGCAGUUGCACUCUGACGACGGCGACAUCAACACGGCCAUUGAAAUGUUCAUGCAGGCGCUUUUGCACACGGAGCAAACGCAAGGCGUUGUGACUACGACCUCGAUGACCAUCCUCCAACACAUCUCGGCAUGCUACGAGCGUCUUGGCGAAGAUGCCGCCACGCUUCAGUUUGCCAAGCACGCCGUGAUUGUCGCCGAGCGUGCCGCUGGCCUGGACUCUUCGUUGAUUCUUGAGCAAUAUUUGCAGUUUGCCAUGCUCUGCGAGGCAAUGGAAGACAACGUCAUGGCACUCAAGUUCCUCCAGCGUGGACGCUACCUCGUUUUCGUCCUCUUUGGUCGCGACCACCCUGUUCUGAGCCGCAUUGAUGUAAGCUCGCCAUCUACCGCUGCCUGGCUGCUCUUGGCGACGUCAAUCGCGCUGCCCGAUUUGCAUGCUUUGCCGCACUUUGCCGCUGAUUCCAACCGAGUGCUUGAGCUCCGCUCUCAUCUGGCCUCUGCUCUGUUCUUGGCCGACAACCUCAAGAAGGCCAUCGAGAUGGAACGCGAAGUGCUCAAGAUUUGCGAAACCAAGUUUGGCAAGGAUGCUGCCGAUACUGUCUUCCAUCGUGACCAGCUGGCGCAAAUGCAGGCGCUUUCUGCUGCCAAGAUUAGCGUUUCGCAAAUCCAAGCGCAGGCUCAAGCGCAGGCUCUCGCAGCUCGCACUGCACGAGCGGCCCCUGCAGUGGCAGCCACCCCGGCCCCAGCACGGGCAUCAAGCAAGAAGCAGAAUCUCAACAUGGACGACAUUGACUCGCUCGUCCGCUUUAUUGAUGGCGGCAAGAAGUCCAAUAAGAAGCAUUAA
Molecule: messenger RNA, 4011 nt
Organism: Capsaspora owczarzaki ATCC 30864
Lineage: Eukaryota; Filasterea; Ministeriida; Capsasporidae
Exons: 14
Coding region: 1-4011 (1336 amino acids)
Biological process (GO): organelle organization
Cellular component (GO): cytoplasm
Molecular function (GO): protein binding
Source: RefSeq, a predicted model, not a curated record